Molecule: messenger RNA, 899 nt
Organism: Capsaspora owczarzaki ATCC 30864
Lineage: Eukaryota; Filasterea; Ministeriida; Capsasporidae
Exons: 3
Coding region: 73-702 (209 amino acids)
Biological process (GO): tRNA processing
Cellular component (GO): nucleolar ribonuclease P complex
Source: RefSeq, a predicted model, not a curated record
AAACCCAAUGACAAGAGUUGAUUCGAUAAUGUAUUUGAUGGAUGAAUUAGUCUCUAUUUUCUUGUUGGAAGCAUGGAGCAGGAAGGUGAGCGGCAAAGCGCGGCUCAGCCAUCGCAGCCACCACCAAAGCAGCAGCAGCAGCACCAGCAACAUCCAAAGCAACAACCAAAGCAACAACAACAACAACAACAACAGCAACAACAACAGCACUCAAAAGCACCAAGCGUCGCCAACCGCGAAGGGCACGAACGGAUCAACUUUCUGUACCAAGCAGCUCACCUCGUCCUGCAACCUCGCGAUGCAGCCGCAGAUCAGACGCAGCAACAGCAGCAACAACAACACGAUCAACAAGAUCAACAACCGCUCGUGGCCAACACGCGGCUGUCCACGCACCUGCUCAAGACGCUCAAGGGCGUUCGCCAGCGACUCGUGCUGCGCGUUGAUCACACCAUUAAGCGGACUGUUUGCAAGGGGUGCAGUGCGCUACUCAUCCCGGCUUUGACCUCGUCCGUUCGCCUUCAAUCCGCCUCCAAGCGUGCUCCGUUCAUUGUGGUCAAAUGUACGUCGUGCGGUAGGAGUCGACGGUACCGCGCAGAGUCCGACUACGUCCCAUUCACAGACAAGGUCGGUUUUCGUGGCGAGGACGCAGUGCGCCUUCCUACUUUGGCUCCAACUCCAGCCACGACAACAGAGGCCUCCUAAAGGUCCCGCCUCCCUCCGUCUCCGUCAUGCACGCCUUGUAUCACAAAAGAAAAAGAAACCGAGCCAACGCGAAACGACACCCGAACAAGAAAGCGACAAAACGACGACAUCCAAUUUGCGCAGUCUGUCUGAGCAGACGCAAAAAAUCCAACUCUGCCAGCUCCAAACCUUCUGUGUUGUAGCUUCUCAACGCACAG